UUAUUUGUCAUUUUGUCCUCGGCAAUUGACAUUGACAAUUCCACUGCUUUUUUUUUGACAGUACCUAGCGAUUUAGUUGGGUUACUUUUAGGUUAGUUAUGGCGAAAUUCAUAGCGCAGUUAAUUGUGGCCGGCUCGCAAAUUGUCGGAAGGGCGUUCGCGAGGGCUUUGAAGCAAGAGAUCGAAGCUUCGCAAGAGGCUGCCAAACGCCUAGGGAACACGAAGACGCGCGCCGAAAGAAUUGCCAAUAACAAGGUCGGUUUGUCCCUUGACGAAGCCAAACAAAUACUGAAUGUGGACGAUUUGGAUAAGGAGCAAAUCCUUAAACGAUACGAAUCCCUGUUCAAAUCGAACGAAAAAUCCAAUGGGGGUUCCUUCUAUCUGCAAUCGAAAGUCUUCAGGGCAAAAGAGAGACUAGAUCUCGAGUUAUCCAAAGGAGGAGGAGGAACAAAGGAAGACGAAAAUAAGACGUAGCUGUUCAUCAUCCCCAAGUUUUUUUUUAGUAAUCUAGUUAAUUAUGUACAUAUAUAGUGAAAAGAACAUUUAAAAUAAA
This is a messenger RNA of Nicrophorus vespilloides, 552 nucleotides long. Its product is annotated as mitochondrial import inner membrane translocase subunit Tim16-like. Gene Ontology annotation, biological process: protein import into mitochondrial matrix. Lineage: Eukaryota; Metazoa; Arthropoda; Insecta; Coleoptera; Silphidae. The record is from RefSeq and is a predicted model, not a curated record. The transcript has a single exon. Bases 99 to 473 code for a protein of 124 amino acids. Gene Ontology annotation, cellular component: TIM23 mitochondrial import inner membrane translocase complex.